AUGUCUAAUGGCAUGGAGGAUAUUGAACCCAUCGACGGAGUGGCCACCACUCAGAUUCCACAAUCAACUACGACUGAUCAAUUGUGAGUUCCUAUUCAUUUCUAAAAGUUCAAAAGUACUUCUGGAAGCCUCGAAACUCCAGAAAAGGUGUACGCACCGCAUAGCUGCUUAUCGCGGCGCGCCGUUUUGUUUCGUUUCCUCCGCUUUUGUGCGGCCUACUAGUCUCCGCAGUCACUUUCCAACACUCUCUUUUCCUGCUGCGUCUCCUACUUUUAUGUUCGACUAACCAAAAAGGUGUUUUGAAUAGUUUUCAAAAAGGCGGGGGUCAAUGACUCUGCUCUGAUCAUUGCAUUUUUUUCCAUCGACAUGGAGAGAUUAUUGUGGAGUUAAGUAUACUAUAGAGUAACCGCAGAUAACUCAACGGGGUACGAAUAAGGCACAUUCAAAACCGGAAAGAGUGCCAAAUUCACCGAGAAUAACCGCUAGAUUGCGCCGAUCAGAGCACCACGAGCCUGCAAACAGGGAGCUGCAGGCGCUCCUGUCUCCGGACCCCACGAACGCCGUGCGGCGCGCGGAAGCCCUUCCUAUCGUGGCAUAACCAAGCAUCCGACAUCUCACUACUUGCGCCCUACGCUAUACUUUGCAUUGUGAACGAUCCAGUUGCAGGAUCGUCGAGAAUAACAAAAGCACGGGUGACACACUGUCGAAUGUGAUCGUUGAGAAUUGGAUCUUCGCGCCGAUCGCAGUCACAAUUCAGAAAAUGAACGUUACCAAAACAACGCAAGUGUUCCAUUUGGCAGAGAAAGAGACAAAGACACAAUUCCUAUUUGAAGUGAGACAACCGAAUUGAACGGUUUCGAUUCUUUAUUCUUCAGGCUCUCAUUCCCUUCCUCUUCGCCGGAUUCGGUCUCAUUUUAGCCGGGGUCAUGCUGGAAUCGGCAGAAGGAUCCGAGUUUUUCAGUGUGCUCCCGGACGCAGUCAUUAUGGUGCCCACUCUGGUGGGGUUGAAGGGCAACCUGGAAAUGACCCUUUCGUCCAGGUUGUCUACGUUGGUGAGUGAGAAACUAACUAAACUGGGUUCUGAUCGAACGGUUCAGGCAAAUCUUGGUUUCAUGGAGACCAGAAGGGACAAGAUGAACGUGGCGCUCUCGAAUAUGGCACUCAUUCAGUGCCAAGCCAUCGCGGUCUCCUCCCUCGCAGUUAUUCCCGUUCUGUUCAUCGGUGAACAGAAGGUUCGUUCCCUCCCAAGCACUUCGAGUCCCUCCCUUCCUUCCAGAUUUCUUUCGACGACACGUUAUGCCUGCUGCUCUCGGCCGUCGUCACCGCUUCCCUUGCCUCCCUCGUUCUUUCUCUUCUCAUGGUCGCCGUUGUGAUUGCUGCUCGUCGCUGGAAGCUCAAUCCGGACAACAUCUCGACGCCGGUGGCAGCUUCGCUCGGUGACGUUUCCACUCUUUACAUCCUGGUUCGUUUCGGGCAUUCCCUCGGAAAUAGACCAUCCUUCUUGUCUUGCAGUUGAGCGUGGGCACCCUUGUGUGUCACAUGAGGGACUUACAUAUCACAUUACUCAUUGUCAUCUUGCUCUUUUUUUACGCCAUCGGCAUCAUCGGAGCAGUCAUAGCGGCCGAGGAUAGAUUCACUUUGGAGGUAGCGGAAUAGCAAGUACUGAAAUGAAAUGCCUUUGAAGUUCAGGUGUUGAAGAAUGGAUGGUGGCCCAUUCUGUGCGCGAUGGUCAUCACAACGAUCAGUGGGCUCGUGCUCAAGAAGUCAAUGCAGACAUACCCUCCUCUUGCCGCCUUCCAGCCUCUCAUCAACGGCCUCGGAGGGAAUCUGGUGGCCGUUCAGGCCAGUCGCAUAUCGACCCAAUUGCACAGGGCGCGGAAGAAUCGGGAGGUCGAAGUGAGAGCACUUCAUCACUACUUGAACCCAUUCCGAGCGUUUUUUGGGAAAAGUUGAUCUUGAAAAGGGAGCUUGGAACUAAUUGAGUGCUUGCAGCUGAAGACGCGUCAGCAGCACAGAUUCUGCUGGGGAUCUCGAUGCCGUCCAACGUGCUCUUCAUCUUCAUCAUCUUCCUGUUCGGCGUCGGUUUCCACAACACUGCUCCCUUUACCGUUUCGUUCGUUCUAGUCUGUGCAAUCCAGGUGCUCUCUCCUUGCGGUCCUUUUUAUACUUUCUUUUCAGGUGAUCAUCCUCCUUUUCAUCUGCCAGAUUCUCGUCCGCGCCAUGUGGAUCUUGCGAAUCGACCCGGACAACUCGGCAAUUCCGUUCCUCACUGCCCUCGGAGACCUCUUCGGAUCCCUUCUGUUAAUUCUUUGCUUCUGGAGUCAGUGGAAAUAUUUUGGUCUUCCGGUAUCCGCCGAUCAGUACACUGGACACAAAUUCGGUCAUUAG
Molecule: messenger RNA, 2388 nt
Organism: Caenorhabditis sp. 36 PRJEB53466
Lineage: Eukaryota; Metazoa; Nematoda; Chromadorea; Rhabditida; Rhabditidae
Source: the annotation of a GenBank genome assembly